Messenger RNA from Prunus mume (Japanese apricot), 1903 nucleotides. Its product is annotated as nuclear transport factor 2-like. Gene Ontology annotation, molecular function: mRNA binding. The record is from RefSeq and is a predicted model, not a curated record. Lineage: Eukaryota; Viridiplantae; Streptophyta; Magnoliopsida; Rosales; Rosaceae. Gene Ontology annotation, cellular component: ribonucleoprotein complex; cytosol.
AAUCUGUGCACCCCUUGGUGUGAAUUGCAUCAGAGUUCGCUGUUAGCUUUCUUUCUCAGACGCUUCUUUAUUUCGUGCGCCAACUGUUCGUCUUUCCCUCUCUCUCGCUCUCAGUCUCUCACUUACUCUUCUUUGGUGAAGCACAAGGUACCCUACCAUCUCAUCGUUCCCAAUCUCUGUCUCUAGCAAAGCUAUAGCAUUUCAUAAAGGAAUGGCCUUGCAGACAUCAAUUCCUCCACCGACUCCCAGUGCCCAACUUGUUGGAAAUGCUUUCAUUGAGCAGUAUUACCAUAUUCUUCACAAUAAUCCGGGCCUGGUCCAUAGAUUUUAUCAGGAUUCAAGUGUUCUAAGCCGGCCUGAUUCCAAUGGUGUGAUGACAUCAGUGACCACUAUGGAAGGAAUCAAUGAGAAGAUCCUUUCCUUAAAUUACAACGAAUAUAAGGCUGAAAUAAAGACCGCUGAUGCUCAGAAGUCUUAUAAGGAAGGGGUGACUGUGUUAGUUACUGGAUGUUUAACGAGCAAGGAUAACUUGAAAAGGAAAUUCGCCCAAUCAUUUUUUCUUGCCCCUCAAGACAAUGGGUUCUUUGUAUUGAACGAUGUCUUUAGGUUCGUAGAAGAUGGAGAACUGUUUGAAAACCAUUCAGUUAAUGGAGUUAAUGAUGCCACAACAGUCCUUUCAAACCAAGAUCCUGAGCCAAAUCAUGUUCCUGAUCCUCCUGCACCCGAUCUGGAAACUACUCAAGUUGAAGAGAAUCAAAUUGGUAUUGAGAAAGCUUAUGACACAUCAGACCAUGAGAGACAAUCAGCUAAUGAGAAGGAGUCUGAUGCUGAACCCCCAUCUUAUUCAAAUGGGAACGAUGUCCCUGUGGCAGUCGAGCCCACGUCUACUACAGCCCAAGAGGAUGCUCCAAAAAAGUCAUAUGCAUCAAUUGUAAAAGUUCCCAAAGGGAGUCCAGGACCAAAUAAGGUUUAUGUGCCUACUAAUACUGUAAGAGUGGCUCCUAAGAAAGCAGAGAAUAAUUUACCUGCAUCGGCUCCACCUGCUUCUGUGCCUGAAGCAUCAGCGCCAACUAGCACUAGUACCCAAGAGAGUAAUGAUACUAAUGAGGAAGUUGAGGGUUAUUCUGUUUACAUAAGGAAUUUGCCCUUAAAUGUGACGGCUGAUCAGCUUGAGGAAGAAUUCAAGAAAUUUGGACCAAUAAAGCAAGGAGGUAUCCAAGUUCGAAAUAAGAAGCUGCAGGGAUACUGUUUUGGAUUUGUUGAGUUUCUGUCUGCAAGUUCCAUGAAUAGUGCCAUUCAGGCUUCACCCAUCAGUUUUGGUGGCCGUCAAGCUGUCAUCGAGAUAAAGAGAACGACCACUCGAGUUGGUAGCAGUGGAAGAGGUAGGUUUCCUCCUCCUGGAAGGGGAGGGUUUCGGAGUGACAGCUUUAGAGGCCGUGGUAAUUAUGUUGGUGGCCGGAGCUUUGGAAGAAACGAGUAUGGGAACAGGGGUGAAUUCUCAAGCCGAGGCAGGGGUCCAGCUGGGCGUGGUGGAGAUGGUUAUCAGCACGGGAGAGGGAGAGGUGGCCGUCCAAGUGGAGUACCAAAACAGAAUGCUGUUUCUGCGUAGAGCUAAUAGAAUGCGUAGUGAGAUUUCUUUUUUGUGGGAAUAUUUUAACAAAAUUGAUUUCAUGAUUGGUGCACUUGGAAGUGUUGGUAAGUACUUUAAUCAUAACUUAUGAGAGAGAGAGAGGGGGAGAGGGAGAGGGAGAGAGAGAGUUGAAUUGGAUUAACUUUGAGAUGAAGAGGCGUUUGCUGUAGGUUAGGAUUUAUUUUACCAUUACAGAAUUUUGUCUCAAUUGGGUAUCAUGUAAUUGUUCAGAAACUUCAGGCCAUCCUCAUGUUUUAACAGAAACUUCUGAGA